CUAAAAGACUCAAACUUUAUCAGAUUUUUUACCAACUUGCGUGCUUUAACCAUACGAUCUUUCGACAGACCCGACUAUGAUUUAACUCCUGUACUUGACAAACUUCACUCUUGGGGACCGAACAAUCUUCUUACUGCCGAACAACUUACAAGGAAACUGUGUUUCUUAUUAGCUAUUACUGGUUUUCUUCGUCAUGCUGACCUUCACCGUAUCAACAUGCUGAAAACUUCUGUCCUUACCACCACUUCUCAACUCAAACUGGUUAUAGACUGUCCAAAAGAAAAACGUGGAGGCUCUCCUAUUGAACGUGUUGUAUUUAUACAUCAACAUCCUGAUUCUCUUUUAUGUCCUGUUCUAGUGUAUCAAGAAUAUGUUGCUCGUAUUGCUACUACUCCUUGUCUCGGUCCUCAUCCUACUAGACCUUCAAGAACAAUUGGUUUUCUCGUACGUAGUCUCAAUGAUUUCAACUCAUCUGUGUCUGUUCAAACUAUUAGCCGACAUGUUCGUAGCCUACUCAAUCAUAUCACGGUGCAUGAUAGCUCUGACCAACGUCACCCUCCUCCUCGUGCUCGUGCUGUUGGUUCCUCCAAUGCUGCUUUACAUGGUGCUAACCUGGAUGAUAUCUUAGUGCAUGGUUCUUGGGCUUCUGCUUGCGUAUUUGACAACUUUUACCGGUUAUCUCGUCAAACUGUCACUAACUUUACGACUAUGGCUCUUUCA
Mucor mucedo is the source of this 720-nucleotide messenger RNA. RefSeq lists its product as uncharacterized. Gene Ontology annotation, biological process: DNA recombination; DNA integration. Lineage: Eukaryota; Fungi; Mucoromycota; Mucoromycetes; Mucorales; Mucoraceae. Gene Ontology annotation, molecular function: DNA binding. The record is from RefSeq and is a predicted model, not a curated record. The transcript has a single exon. The annotation marks the transcript as partial.